AUGGAAGAGUGCAAAGGCGAUGAUGGUAGUGCAACUAACGUUUCCGGCGAGGUUUCUGGCGGUGGGGUGAGUUCCAGAUGGAACCCCACUAAAGAACAGAUCAGCCUUCUUGAAGGGCUGUAUAAGCAAGGGAUUAGGACGCCCAGCGCCGAGCAGAUACAGCAGAUAACCGGCAGGCUUAGGGUUUACGGCCACAUAGAAGGCAAGAACGUCUUCUACUGGUUUCAAAACCACAAGGCCAGGCAAAGGCAGAAACAGAAGCAGGAGAGCCUCGUUUACUUCAACCGCUUCCUUCAUGCUGCUGCCAUUCCCUUUGUUCCUCCCCUUCCUCCUCCUAAUGCACUGGCAUUUCUUGCAAUCUCCCUCUUCUCUGUCAUAAGCAAAGAAGCUCAUUACGGAAACAUGCUUCCAUUUUUUUGCCUCGCAGUUGUCUGUAGCCCUUCGUACGCGUCACAUGGGGGCUUCGGAUACUACGCUCCGUAUCAGAAGGUGCUGCUUCCUGCAGCGGGAGGAGCAAGGAGGCCUAGAGCGGAAAGGUCUGAUGCCAAGAUCAGGAAGCAGGAGCAGCAAGGUUAUGGCGCGUCUGAUGUUGGGUAUGGAGAAGGAAGGAGCAGCUUGAGUGGUGCAACUUCACAUGAGACACUGCAAUUGUUCCCCCUGCACCCGACGGGGAUUUUAUGCAGAGAUUCAGGGGAGGAAGCGUUCUCUUCUCCUUCUCCUGUUAUCAGCAGUAGCGAUGGGAAUCCAUCCUGUUUCUCAGAUGAUUCGGACGUCAGCCUCUCAGAGAACACAGAGCAGCUUCCUUUCAUUAAUUUCUUCUCCCAAAACUAA
This is a messenger RNA of Nymphaea colorata (pocket water lily), 831 nucleotides long. RefSeq names its product WUSCHEL-related homeobox 2-like. Gene Ontology annotation, biological process: plant organ development. The record is from RefSeq and is a predicted model, not a curated record. Bases 1 to 831 code for a protein of 276 amino acids. NCBI's taxonomy places the organism in Eukaryota, Viridiplantae, Streptophyta, Magnoliopsida, Nymphaeales, Nymphaeaceae. The transcript has 2 exons. Gene Ontology annotation, molecular function: DNA-binding transcription factor activity; DNA binding.